Dictyostelium purpureum is the source of this 2205-nucleotide messenger RNA. RefSeq lists its product as uncharacterized. The record is from RefSeq and is a predicted model, not a curated record. The transcript is spliced from 2 exons. Bases 1 to 2205 code for a protein of 734 amino acids. Lineage: Eukaryota; Evosea; Eumycetozoa; Dictyosteliales; Dictyosteliaceae.
AUGUCAAAUCAAGAAUAUUAUUCAUUUGAUAAUUUUAGAUUAUCACAAUCCAAUAUUGAUUUAAAUGGAUUCGUAAAUCAAUAUGGAUUAAAUACUAGUAUUAGUAAUGUAAAUAAUAGAUAUAAUUUAACAUCUUUUAACGAUUUCUCAAGUCAGUUAGAGGUUGAACAACAACAACAACAACAACACGCACAUCAUACCACAACUGGUCAUAUAUCACCACCACUUUUAACCACAACCAAUACAACUAUUGUGCACAACGGAUAUGAUUUAACUACAUCACCAUUAUUACAACCAAGUUUAUCAUCAGUCCAUAGUAAUCAUAUUCAAUUAAAUCACCAUCAUCAACAACAGCAAACCCAACAUCAAAUCCAGCAAUUAUUAUUACAACAACAACAACUACAACAACAACAACUAUUACAACAACAACAAGUUCAACAGUUACAACAAGAUGAAUUAUUUAAGCUUCAACAACAAAUGCAAUUAAUGGAUCAAACUUUUAUGACUGGAGAUAUUAAAACAGAGUUGUUAGAGUUAUACUCUUCAAUUGAAAUGCUAUCACAAGAGUCUAUUCAACAUUUAUUCUUUCUUUGUAAAGUUAUCCAACCACAGUUGACUGAAGAGAACAGAUUUCAAUUACUCACAAAGAUGUUUUCUGAUAUUCCACAGAUAAUCUCACAAUUAUCACUUUCCAACUAUAAUUCAUACCUUCAAGAUCCAUCAAACCACGCCCUUAAAUUAUUUAUGGAUUUUAAAGAGUUAGCAAACUUAUUCGCAAAGAUCUCCUACAUUCAAUUGCAUCAUUUAACCAACAACAUCAUUCCACCAGGCACUCCACAAACCCAAUUCUCAUUUUUCAUUAAAAUUCAAGAAUACUUCCGUUCCAUCUCUUUUGAACGUCUUCGUACCUUUAACACUUCAUUAGGUGGUGACAGUAAUCUUUCCAAUACCUUUUUACACGUACAAAAACUUUUAUCCCUCGAUCCAAAUAUUCCAAUCGAUAUGAUUCAUUUUGUAGCCGGUAUCGUAUCCUUACCUCUUGGUGAUCUCUUCCAAUUUCAUCAUUGGUUUGGCAGUUUAUCUAGAAAGCUAUUGGCAAUAUUACUAGCCAUCCUACAAUUAGAUUCCGGUACACUUUUAGAUUUAAAAAGAAUUUUAUCAACCAAUGUACCAUAUAUAAACGAUAAUAUAGCAAACUUAACUAAAAAUAUAAAUCAUAUUUCAACCAAUAAUAAAAUACCGCAAGUUAAAGUUGAAUCACCAGGUUUUUCAAUUACUAUACCUCCACUUUUCCCAAAUAUAGAUUCAACUACAAAUAUAAAUAAUGCCUCUAUGGCAAUGAAUAUAGAAACACCAAUUUCACCUGUACAAAAUUUCGAAAUCUCUUCACCAGUCCAACCACCAUCCUCACCAAUUCAAAAUGUACCUAUAUCAAAACCAACCCCACCCCAAUCAUCAUCCAUCGAAUCUAAACCAACAACAUUCGCCUCUUUAUCCUCCAAUGAUUCAAGCCAAAGUGGUGAAUCAUCAGGAUCCUAUUAUUUAAAGAUUGCCCGUCAACCUCCAUCAUCAACUGUUUAUCAAAGAAUUUUAAAACCAUUCCCUCAAGUAAUGAUUUGCGGUCCAGGUGUCGAAAAUGAAAAUCUUUCAAACUUUUAUGUAGAAGCAACACUCUUAAGAAAUGACGACCAAACUGAAUUGGUCAAUUGUAUAGAUGGUACUAAAACCAGUAGAUUUAGCAGUGGUGUUUUCGCUCCAUUUAAAAAAUUAAAAAUCCUUUCAACUACCCAACAACAAAGAACUUUAUUCCGUUUAAGAUUUGCUUUAAAAAGAUACGUAAGAAAUGAAUCACAAUCUUUCCCAGAAGCUAUUGUUUUAUCUGAUCCAAUCGAAGUAUUUUCACACACAAUUUAUUUAACUGAUAAACAAGAUGUACCAUUACCACCAACAGUUCAAGAAAUAAUUCCAGCUAUGGCUAGAGUAGGCACAAGAGUUGUGGUUUUAGGAGCCAAUUUCUCAAAUGGUAAUGAUUUGAAAGUUUAUUUUGGUAAUAUUGCAGUUGCUGCUACCUUUUACGAGAAAGGUACUAUUAUUUGCACAGUUCCUACAAAUGUCAAUAGUACCAACGAUGUUACAAUUAAAGUUACUAACGAUGGUACUCAAUAUUCAAGUGAAUCAAAUGUUAUAUUUAAUUAUAUACCAUAG